This is a messenger RNA of Rhipicephalus microplus (southern cattle tick), 3695 nucleotides long. RefSeq names its product oxidative stress responsive kinase frayed (gene fray). Lineage: Eukaryota; Metazoa; Arthropoda; Arachnida; Ixodida; Ixodidae. Gene Ontology annotation, biological process: protein phosphorylation. Gene Ontology annotation, molecular function: protein serine/threonine kinase activity; ATP binding. Gene Ontology annotation, cellular component: cytoplasm. The record is from RefSeq and is a predicted model, not a curated record.
CGCCCGGGCAGAGUGUAGUCAGUCCGUGCCGAGGCGGCAACGACAUCUCGGCGGUGCGCUAUCGGCAGCCACCGCCGCUGUGCUGCUGGCUCGGCUGUAUUUUGUCGCUGCUGCUGUCAGGGAAAAGGAAAAGCGCGGCGUCUCCAAUUUGCAGCGGCAAUCGGGGCUCGUUUACUGUGCGCCUCUACGCUGAUCCGGAACGCGGGCCCCUUCUGGCUGAGAGCGGACGGCGUCGGAGCGCCCGGCAAUAUAGGCACGAGUCCGUUCCCCCUCACCCUCUUUCAAUUCACUGCGACACUUGAUUCUGGUCGCCAUCCGACCGGCCUCGCCGAGAACGCCGGAGAGAACAGGGCUGAGCGGCAAUGCUUGCUGCACGCGUCUCCAGUCUGGUCUGCGAAGCAGUUCUUCAAAUUUGAGCCGGUAGCGUGCUCCGAAGUGCAGCAGUGGUGGCCUUCGCAGAAGUCGGAAGCGCACAUCCGCCCGUCGGUCUGAUAAAGAUCGUGCCAGUGACCGUAGCAUCCGACGUUGUUGCACGAAAAGAGGAGACCGCGCCCUUCGCAUUGAGCUGUGCGAAGUUCUGGUGUCACUUUUGUGUACAGUGAAUACUUUACGGCACAGUGUGACAGCGGAUGCAAUAGGCUGUGACGAUUGACUGUGAAAUCUAAGGCCAGCCGCGUUCCCUGGUUGAACAGCGUUUUCGCCUCCAUUUACUUGGAUAACAAACCCACUGCAGAGCAGCGCAACCCUCAACUGUAUUUUUUCGAUCGUGCACCGGUUUUCUCUCUUGGCAUCAAUUUACAUUAUAGUCUGCAGCUCAGCGCUACGUAUUUGCGCCAACGGUCGCAUACGAAGUGAUUGAGAACGACAGUUCUUGCAGCAGUGCCUGAAUUGUGAUUUUCCUGCUCGAUCAUCGAAGUGCGUUACUGCAGGAAGCUCGCAACUUGGUGUGACUUGUGGUACGAUACCGAAUCCGGAUUCGCUAUAGCUCUCGACAUUACAGCUCUGGUGCGUGAUCGGAAUACAUAAGCUUUUCGAAGCCGUGUUAGAUUCGUCGACAAUGUCAACCAUGGUGCCGAAAGAGGUCAUCCAUCGCCUCUUUUCGAAGAAGCUUUCAAUGGAGAAAGGGUCGUCCCGCGUGGCAGAGAAAGCCGGCAUCCCGAUCCAAGGUUCUCCCGGGGUGUACAGGCGGCGCGAGUCGGCUGCCAUCGCCCUCUCGAAUAACCAUGUGCAGCGAGUUCGAGAUCAGGCCGCUAGGCGGGGAAGCAUCGUUCCCGAUCUUCUCGCUGUCAAAAUGGCGGAGGCGGGCUGUACGUCGAGUUCGUGGCCCAACCUGAAAGAGGAUUACGAGCUCGGCGAAGUGAUCGGUGUCGGUGCCACUGCCACAGUUCACACAGCGUACUGCAAGCCCAGGAAAGAGAGAUGUGCCAUCAAGCGCAUCAACCUGGAAAAGUGGAACACAAGCAUGGAAGAGCUCCUGAAAGAGAUCCAAGCAAUGAGUGCCUGCCACCAUGAAAAUGUGGUCACCUACUACACCUCUUUUGUGGUGAAGGAAGAGCUCUGGCUCGUCAUCAGGCUUCUGGCUGGCGGCUCCUUGCUGGACAUCAUCAAACACAAGAUGAAAACGGAAGACUGUAAACACGGAGUCUUCGACGAAGCCACCAUCGCGACGGUUCUCAAGGAGGUGCUUAAAGGUCUCGAAUACUUCCACAAUAAUGGCCAAAUCCACAGAGACAUCAAAGCGGGAAACAUUCUGCUCGGUGAGGAUGGCGCUGUUCAGAUUGCAGACUUUGGAGUGAGCUCGUGGCUUGCGACUGGCGGGGACCUGUCGAGGCAAAAGUCCAGGCACACGUUUGUUGGCACGCCCUGCUGGAUGGCACCUGAAGUCAUGGAGCAGGUUACAGGGUACGAUUUUAAGGCUGACAUUUGGAGCUUUGGGAUCACAGCCAUCGAGCUGGUGACGGGCACGGCACCUUAUCACAAGUAUCCUCCCAUGAAGGUGCUAAUGCUGACGCUUCAGAAUGACCCUCCCACGUUGGAAAUGGUCGGCGAAGACAAGGACCAGUACAAAAACUACGGCAAGUCAAUCCGCAAGAUGAUUAGCGAGUGCCUGCAGAAAGACCCCACCAAGAGGCCUACUGCUACAGAGUUGCUGAAGCACCAGUUCUUCAAGAAGGCAAAGGACAAGAAGUACCUGAUGCAGACAUUAUUGACUUGUGCUCCUACAAUAGAGGCUCGAGCGCAGAAGCUUAAGAACAGUAAACGAGUUCCUGGCACAAGCGGCCGGCUGCACCGGACAGAUACGGGCGACUGGGUCUGGUCAGAUGGAGAAGAUGACGAAGACUCUCCGGACGAGAGGGACCUGGCAGCGCGAGACGAGGCCAUUCUGAAGGCGAACCAGUCGACGAGUUCCUCGGACAGUGCCAUUGACAAUGCCUUGCCUGUCGACCACGAGACGACCACAUCCGGUACCUCCUCUGGAUCAACGUCUGGAGCACCUGCACCAAGCAAUCUCAUUCCCACACAACCGCCACCAACAGUGCCUGAGUCCAAUGCACACAGUGAGGCACCUCAGCAGCAACCUCCUCCGCAGCUUUCUGCGGCCGUAAUCUCAACUCCUGGGACCAUCAACCUUGUCCUCAGGAUAAGAAAUCAAAGGAAAGAACUUAACGAUAUCCGAUUUGAAUUCACCCGCGACAAAGAUACUCCUGACGGCAUUGCUUCCGAGCUUGUUGGUGCAGGCUUGGUCGACGGGAAGGACGUCGUCGUCGUGGCUGCCAACCUGCAGAAGCUGAUUGACAACCAGAUCAUGAGGACAACCACAUUUGCCUUGAAACAGACACCCGAGGAGGCUGCUGUGGACACCCCAGAUGACAAGGCGCUCAUCGGUUUUGCUCAACUUUCAAUCGUAGACUAACCAGAGCAAGCGUUGAAAGUUGGCAGAAACCCCGCGCCCCGCUCCCGCCGCCGAGAAGAAGAAAAAAAAAAAGCCAGCAGGUCCACGUACUACACGCCGCCUUAAAAAAGAAGAAACGAUUUGGUCUUGGUCAGCGAGUGAGCGCUCAUUUGCUGCACGCAAGUGACGCGGGGGGAGGAGUGGCAGCAGCAGAGAAGAGAAACGAGAGGCAGUGAAGCGCGACCCCAUUGCUGCUUCCUUCUCUCGUAUUUUUGUAAAGUGUAAAUUUUUUGGUCAUUGAAUGCAAAGAAGAGGAGGCAGGUUUUGUACAAGCGAGCGAGCCAGCUAUGACGCAAGGAGUAGCCAUUGAUGACGUAGUGAGGGCAUGAUGUGGGGCUGCGAACCGUGCACAUACGCACGGGGAUUAACGAGCACACCACCGCUUCUUCGCAACCUGCACCGUUUCUUUGUUUUUAAGGAACCUCACUACCCUCCCAGCUCAUUCUUUUUUUUUUUUUUUUUUCGUGUUGUGGCCGCAUACGUAGGCCAUGCCAUCCAUGCAAGUCUCUUCUCUGCCUUUCUCAUUCUCUAGUGCCUCUAGCCAGUCUUUGCUCCCACACUUUGGGCCGGCUGAGGUGCGUUUGAUUAUGCAAGUGUGUACAAUAGUCUCGGGCAAGGGUGCCGCCUUCCCUCUCUCCCUCUAAGGGCAGUGUGGGAGUGCGGCAGGGGUCGGUUUAAUUUAUUCAGAGGCAGUCUUAGACGACAAUAAAGGCAGAUUUCAAAGAAAUCUUUGUAAAUCGUC